GUGAUACCUGUGAUGAUAAUUGCACGGAAGUUAAUAUUUUCUUUGACACACCACAGCGAUGAUGACAGUCCCUACAAUAGCAACAUACCAACAGACCCUAUCUUUAUAUGGAACGAAACUUUGGUAAUCAAUUCGGCCCCCCGGAACAACGUUCCCACAUUCCGCACCAACCUCAUCGUCUGUCCCAAGUACGACGAAGACUACUUUGGCUCCAGUCGCGGAAGUAUGGUUUAUUACCCUUUCGACCGUUACAUGUCAAAUAUAUUUGCCUUUGCUCAAGAUGCAGUAACAAACGAGUCGGUAUCUCUGUCUCUUAGUUCUGCAUCUGGACUUGUCGCUGGCCUCAAAAUUACAACUGACGUUAAGGAGGAGGAUCAUGCUUACUGGGAGGACAUAGAGGCUACGGACCUCGGGAACGAAUCUGUCAAUGUAUAUGUGACCCUCCAACGCAGCAACCUUGUUAUCGCAUACUGUCUCGUCAUCACCUUCACGUUUUGGCUGGUCACUCUCAUGAUCUGUCUCAUCAUGAUUACGACCGUAGUCUUCGGCUUUCGACAACGGAACGAGAUCGUUGUAAUCCCCAUUGGGACUGUGUUUGCAUUUACCCAGCUACGGUCUUCCAUGCCCGGCGCUCCUGAAGGUUUUGGUGAUAUCCUCGAUUUUGCUGGGUUACUACCAUGCCUCGUCCUUCUAUCAAUAUGUGCCGCAACAAUGGUUGGCAUUUACUUAUUCGCCGACCCGCAUGAUUCUUCUCGUCGAACCUUCACAUGGGGGGAAAUAGGUGCACUUUUAUCAAUGCUCCUACGAAAUAACAUUUAAUGAGUACAAAGUGAGCACGCUAAGUUAUUAUACUCCGCACAGCCAGAACAUGAAUUGAUGAUGUACUUGAUUUCCCAUGCUGAUGGCAACACGGAGUCAUAGAAGAUGUCGAGGUGGAUCUUGCACCUAAAUAAGACCACAAAGUCUUGAGAAUAAUUAGAAAUACAAAUGUAAAGAGUAGUUCUGUAUGGAAAAGAUUGGGAACCAGUCGUUGAGAUACUUGAAGUGUUAGAAUAUCAAGUUGUUGGGAUUUGGCAAUCCGGCAUCAUGCCGAAGUUGCUUAUUAAGGUAGAAGUCUUAGGAAAAGCGUGGAAG
Desarmillaria tabescens is the source of this 1134-nucleotide messenger RNA. RefSeq lists its product as uncharacterized. NCBI's taxonomy places the organism in Eukaryota, Fungi, Basidiomycota, Agaricomycetes, Agaricales, Physalacriaceae. The coding region runs from base 13 to 819 and encodes 268 amino acids. The transcript is spliced from 8 exons. The record is from RefSeq and is a predicted model, not a curated record.